GGACAGCGGUGCCAAGUUCCACCAACUGACGGUGGGUGGCAGCAAAGCUGCAAAAGCCAGUUUAAGAAGAAACUAAGGUACUGUACCUUGUGUGCUGAAAGACAUAUAAUCUGAUCUAAGUAGAUAAUUAAAACAUGCCGCGAGUCUAUGUCGGCAGAUUAAGUUACCAUGUCCGCGAGAAGGAUAUUCAAAGGUUUUUCAGUGGCUAUGGAAAGCUUUUGGAAAUUGACCUGAAAAAUGGGUAUGGAUUUGUGCAGUUUGAGGAUACACGUGAUGCCGAUGACGCAGUGUACGAGCUGAACGGGAAGGAGCUGUGUGGAGAGCGUGUCAUCAUCGAGCACGCCCGUGGUCCACGGCGGGACCGGGAUGGAUAUAGUGGGGGAUACGGGGGUGGUGGGCGCAGUAGCGAUUACAGCAGCAGGAGCCGCAGCGGCAGGGACAAGUACGGGCCCCCCGUCCGCACCGACUACCGCCUCAUUGUGGAAAAUCUGUCCAGUCGCUGUAGCUGGCAAGACCUGAAGGACUUCAUGCGCCAGGCUGGAGAGGUGACGUAUGCUGACGCCCAUAAGGAGCGGACUAAUGAGGGUGUGAUUGAGUUCCGCUCGCACUCAGACAUGAAGCGCGCCCUCGACAAGCUCGACGGCACCGACAUCAACGGCAGGAAGAUCCGGCUGGUGGAGGACCGGCAGCGUCGGCACCGCUCAUACUCUGGAAGCAGGUCCAGGUCUUGUAGCCGUAGACGCUCCCGCAGCAGGAGCCGCCGAAGCAAGAGUUCCCGUAGCAACUCCAGAUCACAAUCCCGGUCCAGGUCCCGGAGCAAGAGGCCAUCCAGGUCCAGAAGGAAGUCCCGCUCCAAGUCUCCCACUCGCAAGUCCCGAUCCAGCACCGGGAAGUCUCGUUCGCGCUCCCGCAAGUCCCGCAGCUGCUCGGCAAGCCAGAAGUCCCGUUCGCGUUCCGACGCCCGCAAAUCUCGCUCCAAGUCCCGCUCCAAGCCCAAGUCCGAGCGGGGGUCCCAGGGUCGUUCCAAGGAGAAGUCGCUCAGCAAGAAGUCCCGCAGUCGCUCGCCGUCGCCCAUGAAGAAUGGGGAAGAGGAGCGCGCCAAGUCCGCCUCCCGUUCCCCGUCUCCGCGAGACGAUCGGCACGACUCGCUGGCUAUACACUCAGCCUCACAGUCACCGUCACGUUCCAAGUCCCGCUCUCGCUCCAGGUCUGCAUCUGAAGAUUAAACCCACUUUCUGCUCCCUCUGACACAGUUAAAACACUUUACUAAAUGAACAUAAUCAUGAUAUUUCAACCCUUGUGUAAGAAAUUAAAUACAAUUUUAUUUAUAUAGCACCAAAACAAUACAAUUGUCUCAAGGCGUUUGAACCAUACAGCGUGUUUGCAGGUUUGUUUGAUAUUGGUUUGUUUGGAAGAGGAUGUUUGCUCAGUUUUGUUUUCCUAGAAAUUGGAGCUGCAUAGGUUGCUUGUUUGGUUUCCCCUCUGCAAUUUUCCUCCCAAGCAUUUUUUCACCUUUUGCGGCUUUGCUCAUUUUUAUGUUUCUUUCCUCAGUUAGCUGCCACAUAUAUCCCCUGCUGUGACUCUUCGGCAAGUUUAGGUCUGGGAUGGUUGUAAGAAUGGGUUCUCAUCCGCCUAGUCUUUCCAUCCUAUAAAGAACAGUGGAGUGCACAUUUGCUAGGUGUUCUAAAUGAGAGUGUGCUGUGCUUUUCUGUCUCUUCACUGACUGAAGGUUCAGUGUCAUUCUUUUAUCAUUCUUAGUUUUUCUUUAGGCUAUUUAUAUAUAUUUUUUGUCUCAAAUGUUUAGUUGCAGUGCUGUUGCCCCUUUAGUUGAAGUUUUAGGGAUCUUGCAGUGAAAUGUUUUGUACAUUUUCAGGACUAUUGUGUCAACUAUGUUUUCUGUGAAAUCAUUUGUGAAAUUUAAAUAAACAUGUAUGUUUUAUUAA
Clupea harengus (Atlantic herring) is the source of this 1943-nucleotide messenger RNA. RefSeq names its product serine and arginine rich splicing factor 6b (gene srsf6b). Gene Ontology annotation, cellular component: nucleus; cytoplasm. Gene Ontology annotation, molecular function: mRNA binding. Lineage: Eukaryota; Metazoa; Chordata; Actinopteri; Clupeiformes; Clupeidae. The record is from RefSeq and is a predicted model, not a curated record.